This is a messenger RNA of Kwoniella shivajii, 2985 nucleotides long. RefSeq lists its product as uncharacterized. The record is from RefSeq and is a predicted model, not a curated record. The transcript has 5 exons. NCBI's taxonomy places the organism in Eukaryota, Fungi, Basidiomycota, Tremellomycetes, Tremellales, Cryptococcaceae. Bases 1 to 2985 code for a protein of 994 amino acids.
AUGGCCUUUGGUAUUGGCACUCACACACACCUCAAGCCCCCAGAUACUGCAUCCAGUGCAAAUGGAUCACGUCACAGACCUGAAGGUAUAAUUGACGUCACAUCCUCUACUCCUUCUACACCACUCACCAUCGCUUCACCAAGCAGUAACAGUACAAAACCUUCAACGAUGGGUAAAAAUCAAACCAAAAGACGUUCUUGGUUCUCAUUUCGUAAAAUCAAAUCAGAUCUGAAAUCUACAGAAACGAAUAAUAACCGGUCAACUCCUACAUCAGAUCAAGUGACACCAUUACCACCACCACCAUCCAGCUGGACCAGCCAAAAUCAAGAAGAACGUUUAAGACCGAUACAAUUCGCACCCAAUAGAAUCCAAACUUUAUACGUCACCAAAUCAGAACGAGACUUAUAUCUAGCUGCAAUGUCGCAAUUGGACGAAUCUCCCCCUCCUUUACCGCUCUGGUCAGAAAGAGCACCCGAAUUACCAAAGCUGAAUAAUCAAUAUACGCCCUUGAAGGCCCCGAGUAUUCCUAACAGCAGCAGUAUUGGUCAUUCGAGAAGUAUGUCAGAAGGUACCAGUUUUCAUCCUCAUCCAUUGACUUCAGCACCUCUUUCACCUAAAUUAGUCACAUCACCUCAAAUGGGACGAUCGGGUUUGAUGGUAAGAGAUGAAUUCAGAAGAAACGAGCCCGUCAGGAAAGCAAAACACGCUUUAAUGGCGUUCACGUCUACUUCAGGUUUACGAUUUACGGGAUUUCCUAGUGAUACGAUGUGGGCUGUCAACACGGUUAUACAAGAAAACUGGAGUCAACAUAUCAGGAACAGAACUUCAUAUAACAAUGGUAAUUGGGAUUUUGAAUUGUUUGGUAAAGUGUGGAAGCGAAAAGGGUCACAAGAAUUAGACUCAAUACGACUGAUUAUCGCGAUACUGUCUAUACUCGGUAUCCAUGGGUGGACGUUGAUUGAGGGAGUUCAAGCAGGGGGAAGCAAAAAAGACACACACAACCUGCUCUUCUCGUACUCCGUUGAAAGUUCCCUAAAGCCACCUCUGUUUUUCGCUGUAUCUAUCCCUCUGCCCGAUCGACUUUCCCUCAUCUCUGCUCCUCCUAAGGUGACUCCAGCUAUCGUCUCCGCUCUAAGAGACGCGAUCAUGUCCAACUCUGCUAAGUCGAACUCCCACUCUAAAGAUCCGACAUCUACGACAGCCGAUACUAGCGCAACUAUCGCUUCGAGUAAAGACAAUUCCAAUCGCGAUGCCAAGUCCAAGCCAUCCAAAGUCAAAUGGAAUGGUUAUGACCCAAGAGGUAUAAAGUUGGAGGGAUGGAUUCAUGAUGGCGUAUACAGAUUCUGGAUAGAUGGUAUGAGGAGGUGGCUGGGCGGCGCUGUGAAGAGAAAAGUGGUCGAAAAUCUACAUCCCAACCUUCUGAUCUCCAUCAUAAACAACAUAACCACACUUCACUUCGCAUUGACAGCUUCUAUUCCUCUUCUGCCACUUGUAAAAGGUCGAGACAUACUUAUUUUCUCUUCUUUGCCAUCUUCCGGCCUUUCAGUCACCGAUUCUUAUGUUCCGAAAACAUCUUCUAGAGCUGGAACAGAAUCUCCUGUUCUUGUAUCCCCCUUUGACUCUGUGCCCGCCCAAGAAUUACCGGACAAUCCAACAGAGGUGGAUCCUGAUAAUCGCCAACUCCCAUGGACAUCAGUAGUGACUGAUCAUCCUAAAGCUAACUUGCCUAUAAAUUCGUCCAAGCCUCCAUCAGCUAUGGCGCCUCGACCCGAAAGUCAAAGAAAGAGAACACCAAGUCAGGAAUCGACCAAACCACUUCUAGCUGCGCCAUCAGCUUCGGCUAAUUCGACACCGAAACAGAAGAAUGUACUCAUAAAGAAAAACUCUCUACAACGCCGCAGAUCUGUCUCAGCUAAUGGCAAUUACUCUCAGCGACAACCUGACUCCCUAAGAGCCUCUUCAGCUCAGGCACAGUAUGCUCUUGCCAAUGAUAACAAGAGAGAUUCAGCUCGAAGUCAGAAACACAUCUUAGGUCAGGCAGAAGAUACUCAAUAUUUUCAUGCGAUCAAUCCAGAUACCACUUGCGAAAGCUGGACGCUCUUUGAUCCUCCUCCCAACGUAGGUAAACUAGGUGUGACAAUGUACGACAACGACAGAAACAAUACCAAUCACUUUACUGCACCUAGUCCCGAAGGUCAAAACGAUACCUUGGGAAGGACUUCUUUAGAAGGGACGCAGGAAUCCGGUGAGGCAUCCAUCUACGCGGAUGCUCCAGCAACAUUGCAGGAAAGAUCCAUUCCCGUACAAUACGAACCGUCGUCACCCUCCAAGAUCGGUCGAAAUCUUCCAGUAGAUCAGUUUGAUCCCCCAAGGAAUAUUCUUUCACCUUCAUCUCCUGAAUCAGCCUUUGAUACGGAAUCAACUUAUACUCAUCCGCUGCUACUGGGUCAACCUAUGGAUCAUAACGAUUAUCAUAAUGAACCCACAAGUGUUCCGUUGAAAGAUUGUGAUAGUCCUCCGAAAAGAGGAAGAGCUGGUCUAGUCCAUUUGGGAUCAGGCGUGAACAGUGUUCAUGGUAGUGUUGGUUACUUGCAGAGUAUGAUCUCUGGUAUCUCGGGACAUAACAGGUUAUCAACAGAUAUUGAACAUUACCCUAUUCCCCUACCACAACAAGCAGUCCAGGAAAGAGAAGGGGAAGCAGAAAAAUCAAGGAGUAUUGUUCCGCAACCCGAGAUCAAUAUCAUCCAAAAUGAUGCUCCAGACACAAAUUCGCAAGAACUUCCUCCUCCCCUCCCAGCUAGACCUCACGAAUCUAAUGAAGAGAAAGAAAGACAAAGACACAAAUACAUAGACUGGGAGAGAAAAGGGAAAGUGAGCGAAGGUAUGAGAAGGAUUUGGGAUGAGAAUGAUAAUUCAUGGAAAGAUAUUCCUGUUUCAAAGAGUAACGGUGUGGGUAGUACGAGAACAAGGGUCAGCUUGAGUUAG